AUGAAAACUGCCAGCGAAACAAACUUAUUCCUGUCAAUUGUCAUGAAGUGUCCCAUAUCUACUCCAACACCAAUGACUGUCACAAUCUAUCACACCUCUUCUUCUCCAGAAGCAGCAUCAAAUAAGAAAGAAUUACCUCGCGAAAGCAUUGGCUAGAUAAAUUAUAGGUACGAACAAGUACAUCUGUCCUCCAUGCGUAUGCCCUGAUAAUAUAAGAUCAAGUUUCUCGCUUACAAGCGGAUGACUGAGCAUUAAUUUAGCAGCAUUAGGUUGAUGAGCAAGCAUAAUGGUAGUGUCGUUCAGCGCGCAACCUGAUACAGCACGUUCCGGUUGCAUGGCAUGACCAGGAAAAUGGACUUUGGCUGCGUACAAAUCAUCAGCACCGGCGAUACAAAAAUGGUCUCCUUUCUUGGUCACAAAUCGUUUGUAGGAAUUAUGAAGUACAGUUAUAUUACAGUUUUCCAGAAACGCAAACCAUUCUUCUACAUUCCCGUGCAUAUACUCGUGAUUGCCUUUAAAAAAAGUUUCUUUCAGUGA
Molecule: messenger RNA, 537 nt
Organism: Haemonchus placei
Lineage: Eukaryota; Metazoa; Nematoda; Chromadorea; Rhabditida; Trichostrongylidae
Source: the annotation of a GenBank genome assembly